Lactuca virosa is the source of this 1122-nucleotide messenger RNA. The record is from the annotation of a GenBank genome assembly. Lineage: Eukaryota; Viridiplantae; Streptophyta; Magnoliopsida; Asterales; Asteraceae.
AUGGAUCCGAUUCCCACAUUUAAUCUUGUAUUUUCAGUUGUUAUUCAAGAAGAACGUCAACGUGAAAUCAACAUUACUCAAUCCAUAAACUCUCCUACGGCCUUUGAUGUCCAAAGCAGCAAUGUCAUUAACGCUUCAAGGACUCGAUCCGAUCCUCAACCACCAAUGACCCAAUCAUAUACUUACCCUCCACCUUAUCAAAGUUGUCCUGAUCAGGCUCAUAUAGAUAAGAGAAAUCUCGAGGGAAAAUACUCCAGCAUAGAUGAUUAUUACUACAACUUACGUCAGGUUAAAGAUGCUCUAAUACAUGUUGGUUUUGAGCAUGCAAGAUUGAUAGUUGGUGUAGAUUUUACCAAGAGCAAUGAGUGGACAGGUGCAAGGUCUUUCCAUCGAAGAAGCUUACAUCACAUUGGAAUUGAUAUGAACCCUUAUGAAGAAGUAAUAUCAAUGCUUGGAAGGAUAAUAAGACCGGUGUAUAAGGAUCAAAUGAUUCCUUGUUUUGGGUUUGGAGACGCUUCAACUCAUGAUCAAGAGGUCUUUAGUUUCUACCCAAAUGGAGAAUGUAAUGGAUUUGAAGAUAUUUUGAGACGGUAUAGAGAAUUAGUACCUCAAUUGCAGCUUGCAGAACCUACAUCUUUUGCCCCUGUAAUUGAAAUGGCAAUUACUAAUAUUGAACAAAGUGGCGGUCGAUAUCAUGUCUUGUUUAUCAUUACCGAUGGGCAGGUCACAAGAAGUGUUGUUACUGAUCGUGGUCAACUUAGUCUGCAUGAAAGGAGAACACUUGAUGCGAUUGUGAAAGCUAGCGAGUAUCCGUUGUCAAUAAUAUUAGUUGGGGUUGGAGAUGGGCCAUGGGACAUGAUGAAGGAAUUUGAUGACAAUAUUCCUACUCGAGCUUUUGACAAUUUCCAGUUUGUAAAUUGUACAGAAAUUAUUUCGAAGAACAUUGAUUUGUCUAGGAAGACAGCAGAGUUUUCUCUUUCAGUCUGGAUGGAGAUACCUUCACAAUAUAAGGCAAUACUAGAGCUCAACAUAUUAGGUGCUUGUCGAGGAAAUGAUAUUGAGAGGAUUUCUCUUCCACCACCACGUUAUGAUUCAGCUUCUACCUCGAAUAAUAAUUUUUGA